UGUGUAGCCUUUUCGACAAGGCUAUAUAACUAUCAGGAUAGUCUAAAGUCACUUUAAGACUUUAGGCGUACUCCUGACUUUCAAGGAGUCACGAUGUGCUCCUCAGUAAUUCCGCGUCUUACCAGCCCGAUCUCCGUAACCGUCUCUCAAGUCUGCAAACUUACUUUCAACUUCAAAUUAUCAUCUGUAAACUCCAUUAAUGCUAUCGCCAAGUCCUUCUAGAUAAUCCCGCUCAAGCUCGUUCUAUCUGGCCUUCUAAUAUUUGCUCUCUCGUCUCGUGUCUUUAACUCUACUCAAUUCUAUGGUUCGCGCCGUCGCUCACUCAUUGGCCCAUCGAGGGCCACCAACAACAACGUCACAUUCGCACACUCGGGUUCGCUGGCAACCCUAUUAUGCCAACAUUUCCUCAGUUUCUUCCCGCCCCUCUCCUUCAUAUCUCAUUACACCGGCUUCAUCUGUAUCUUCAAUAUCCCCUUCACCUCUAUCAGUCUACGAGCAAGAACGCCCGCGAAAUAUUCAAUUUCAUCCUAGGGAAUGCCAACUCCGCGACUCUCAGAAAACAAAAUAUGUAACUGGUUUAGUCGAUCAAGCUGUAAAAUCAAUAUGCGAAAUAUGGCAUCCUCAAGACAUCCCUUUCGUUUUCUUGACGUCUUCUCGUCCGACUGUUGCGACCCCUUCUACCGACUCCGUUAUUGCAUCCCUUCCAAGUACUUCACUGCGUAGGCGUAACACUCAACUCCCCUCUCCCAUAUCUCCAACGACACAGCCAUCUCCCACGCCCGCCCCAUGCAUUCCAAAUUCGUACUCACUCCAUUCGCCCGAGAUCCCCCUGACGCCCGGUUCGGGCGAUCACACGCCGCGGUGCGACGUUGCGCCCAUGAAAGGGUUUGUACACGAGGUGCUUCGUCGCUCUCGCACGUCAGGCAGCGUUCUGCAGACCGCGCUUUGUUACCUGGAAGCUAUCCGCGCAAGGGUUCCAGAGCUAGUCACGCAGGAGAAGGAGCACUCUGGGUCUACUUGCGAAAAGGUGUCGGUUGAACGUAUCGUUCAAGGUGAGGUCAGCGCUUUUAGCGCUGGCCUUGAUGGACCUACCUCUUCCUCGGAAACAUCGGCGGGCGAUGACUUGCUCGAUACUAUCCGCAUCAAUCCUAUUACACUCGAGGUCGAAUCUUCGUUUUCAGAGCUGGGAUUAGAUGCUGACAAGGUUUCUCUGCACAAGCCUAAGCAGAGUAGCGGCUGUUUGACGCCUCUUCCUCCACUUCCCUCACCGCUUUUGUGCCCCCGCCGUACUUUCCUCGCGUCACUCAUUCUUGCAUCGAAGUUCAUGCAAGAUCGCUGUUACUCGAAUCGUGCAUGGGCUAAACUUUCGGGUCUUCCGCCACGAGAGAUUGGCCGUUGCGAACGUGCGCUGGGUGAAGCGCUUGAGUGGCGCCUCUGGGUCGGCAAGUUGCCGGCAGCGCCAGCCGCUACCGGACGCGCUCUCACAAAGUGCAAGAGUGAAAGUAACAUACUGCUUAGGAGCAAUCCGAGAACGCAGUCCCUUACGGAGACUAGCCCCGUUGCAUCACCACCGCCUUGCGCAGUGGGUUCACCUCUGGUAACAAGGCCUCGUGUGGGUCUCAGGCGGCACGCCACGCUACCCACACAUGCAUUCUAUCGCGAGGACUCAUGUAUGGCGACAAUUUCGUCUGCCGCUGAGACUUCGCUAUGGAUGCCAACUGCCGAACCGAGUCUGGGAAUGGAUAGCAGUCCAGCAAACUCCGAGAUCAGUCCACCUACGCCUGGUCUCAGCUACUCGCCCACGCCCACAGAGUCAUCGCUUGGAGAUCGCACUAUUCAGAUGUCAAGUUUCAUGGAUAUUUCGACGCCGCCGCCGCCGUCCUGUCAGUUCGCCGCUUUCUCGAGCGCGCAGAACGGCAAGAUGUUGCAGCCGGCACCGAUUCCGCUCAUGUACUCGAUGACGAACGAUGCGUGCCAGAGUCACGACGUGGAUCAGCCGUUUUUUGCAGCGGGUCUGUCGGCAUCGAGCAACCAAUCCUGGUCUUCAGUGUAUGCUUUUUGACUGCUAUCGCCAAUGGACGCCCGUGUUCCCCGUACUAACCACUUCGGUCGAUGCUUCUUAUGCCUAUGCUCUCUAUCUUUCUGUUUUGUUCAUACUACUUCUGUACAUAUAGUUUAUCUGUCGCGUGUCCGAGUAUGUGCUAUGUCUUGUCGGUUUGAGAGCGCAGCGGCAUUUGCUUAACUAUGAACAAUCUCGACCGUCCUCUUGUCUUCUUGUGUACUAUUAUAAACAUACCCAAUAGACUUGCUUUGAGCAUCAA
Messenger RNA from Suillus paluster, 2321 nucleotides. RefSeq lists its product as uncharacterized. Gene Ontology annotation, biological process: regulation of cyclin-dependent protein serine/threonine kinase activity. Gene Ontology annotation, cellular component: nucleus; cyclin-dependent protein kinase holoenzyme complex. The coding region runs from base 302 to 2062 and encodes 586 amino acids. Lineage: Eukaryota; Fungi; Basidiomycota; Agaricomycetes; Boletales; Suillaceae. The record is from RefSeq and is a predicted model, not a curated record. The transcript has 2 exons. Gene Ontology annotation, molecular function: protein kinase binding; cyclin-dependent protein serine/threonine kinase regulator activity.